AUGGCGGCACUGCUCGUCGAGCGCGGCGCCAGCGUCAACGCGACCAAUGACGGCGGCAACACACCGCUCCACAAAGCUGCCGUCGGCGGGCACGUGGCGUGCGUCGAGCUGCUUCUCGCCCAUCGCGCCAACGUUUUGUACAAGAACCACAAAGGGCAGUGUGCAGCCGACUUGGCGGGCUGGCGCAUGCAUACAACCGUCACAGCACGCCUGAGAGACCUCGAACUCGCCGCAGUGUUGGCCAUCGCUCCCGAUGCGGCUGGCAACACACGGCUGCACUACGCGGCGGCAUCCAACAAGGUGGACGCACUAUUGCGAAUUCUAGCCGAGGGGACUCCCCACAUGGAAGCGCGCAACGAGAGUGGUUGUACAGCCUUGCAUCUCGCGGCACAAGCCGGUCAUUACGACAUUCUCCAGUACCUUGUCGACGCCGGCGCGGACGUGUUUGCCGUCACCAAUGACGGCGCUUGUGCGUUCGACUUGGCGGCACCAUAUCGACGCCUUCGCAACCAGCUCACUCGCAUCGAGACGGCCAAGUUGGCCACACUGGGGCAACAAUCCGAGCAAGGGGACACCGUGUUGCAUGUGCUGACAAAGCUGGGCAGGCUCGACGACGUCCUGCCUCUCUUGCGCGCGUCGCCCGCGGCUAUGGCCGACACGAAUGCCCAAGGUGACACGGCGCUGCACGUCGCGGCGCAGUACAACCGCGUCGAUGUGGUCCGCGCCAUCCUCGCUCGUGACGACGGCACCUGCGUCUUUCGAUGCAACCAUAAAGGGCACACAGCGCGCGCCAAAGCCCCCGCAGCAUCGUCCUCGGCCACGCUGCUGCGUGACGCAGAGCAUACGCAAAUCGGCAUUUUGGUCACCGAGUGGCUCUUGGAGAGCAUGGUGCGUCGCGUGACUGCGCGCGACGCGACCAUCCUCGACUUUGUCUACGCUGUCCGGCCGCACGCGCGUCUCUUUUCGUCGCCCUAG
Molecule: messenger RNA, 975 nt
Organism: Saprolegnia parasitica CBS 223.65
Lineage: Eukaryota; Oomycota; Saprolegniomycetes; Saprolegniales; Saprolegniaceae
Exons: 11
Coding region: 1-975 (324 amino acids)
Molecular function (GO): protein binding
Source: RefSeq, a predicted model, not a curated record